Messenger RNA from Cylindrotheca closterium, 300 nucleotides. The record is from the annotation of a GenBank genome assembly. Lineage: Eukaryota; Bacillariophyta; Bacillariophyceae; Bacillariales; Bacillariaceae.
AUGUCAAGACUUAGUAUCAAGCCAUCUCUGAAGAGAAUCGAUCCAGAAGAAAAGAAAUGGUGUCCCUCAAGAAGAGAAAUGGCGUCGCUCCAGACUUAUCAAGGCAUCUCUGAGAACAAUCCAUCCAGCAGAAGUGAAAUGGCGUUGCUCAACAACCGUCACUUGAUUACUACAGACUUAUCAAGCCAUCGCUGGGGCAAAUCCAUCAAACAGAAGAGAAAUGGCGUCGCUCUAGGUGUGUUUAAUUGUUGUAUGUUGCGUUUGUCAAGGAGGAUGGUCACAGUGGUCUCCAUUUCUUGA